Molecule: messenger RNA, 6654 nt
Organism: Actinia tenebrosa (Australian red waratah sea anemone)
Lineage: Eukaryota; Metazoa; Cnidaria; Anthozoa; Actiniaria; Actiniidae
Product: myoferlin
Biological process (GO): plasma membrane organization; membrane fusion
Cellular component (GO): membrane
Source: RefSeq, a predicted model, not a curated record
GAAUUGCAGUAUUAUUAUGUUUUGUUAACGUUAGCGUUAGAUCAUCAGUGUUAACUGAAAGAGUUAAAAGUCGAAAACUUCAAAAUCACCGUUUUUUGGAUAACCUGAUCACUCUUUAUACUUGACUAUCAGUGGAUUCUUGGUAUCGAGUAAAAGAUAAAACAAGCACCAACCUAGCUUGGAAUGAUGAAACAUGGAUCAGCCAAGUGAACCCAGUACCACACCAGCAGCUGAGCCGCCACCCCCACCACCCCCACCAGCAGAAGAACCAACUCCACCCCCUCCCCCACCGCCAGUACCUUCAGAUGCUGUUGAACCUUCAGGUAGUGGUGCUGAUACCACUCCAGAAAAGGAAGCUCCCAAAGAUGAGAAAAAGGAAGAUGAUACAAAAAAGAGUAAAUUAUCUUUGAAGUCUGAGAAGGAUAAAGGUGGUGAUGCUGAGAAGAAGGAUAGCGAAUCCAAAACACCAGAAUCCCCGAAAGUACAGACUGUCAGUAAAGAAAUCUCGGAAGCGAGAAGUAAGCUCCCUACCAACAAGGCUAUUGAUUUCCAGGUUCGAGUUCGAGUCAUAGAGGGCCGUAAUAUUGCAGGUUCAAAUGUAUCUCCAGUCGUCAAGGUAUCAGUCAGCAAUCAAGCUCGCCAGACGAGAGUAAAGAAAUCCACGAAUAAACCAUUUUUUGAUGAGAUCUUCUUCUUCAACUUUAAAACAGUUGCAGCAGAGCUUUUUGAUCAAAUGAUGACUUUUGAGGUUUUGAAUUCAAGGAAGCUGAGAUUUGAUUCACUUAUUGGGACGUUUUCUAUUGACGUAGGGUUCUUCUAUGAUCAAAAAGAUCAUACCAUCAUUCGACGUUGGCUUUUGCUAACUGAUCCCGAAGACAUCAUGGGUGGAGUAAAGGGAUACUUGAAGGUGACUAUCAUGGUUUUGGGACCGGGUGACGAAGCACCAGAAAUUCCGGAGGUUUCCAACGAGGAUGAUGAAGACGAUAUGGAAGAGAAUAUGCUUCAGCCUGCGGGCGUCAUGCUCAGGCCAGCAGCUUUCUGUCUUAAAGUCUUCAGGGCUGAGGACAUCCCACAGAUGGAUUCCGCAUUCACGGAAAAUCUAAAGAAAGUGUUUAACAUUGGCGAGAAAUCCAAAGCCUUAGUUGAUCCCUAUGUAAUGAUGACCUUUGCUGGAAAACAGUGUAAAACAAAAUACAUUGAAAGUGACGACAAUCCUGAGUUCAACCAAGAAUUAUCCGUGCGUUUCCAGAUGCCUUCAAUGUGCGAGAAAAUCAAGCUACAGUUAUGGGAUUGGGAUAAGAUGUCUCCUGAUGAUGUUAUAGGAACAACAUACCUUCCUCUUUCUGAAAUCUCUGGAGAGGGCGAUACAGAAGGGUUUUUACCUACAUUUGGUCCUUGCUUCGUCAAUCUCUACGGCUCAACAAGAGAAUUUUCAACUGUAGGGGACGAGCUUGAAUACCUCAACGAAGGCAAUCAUGAAGGUGUUGCUUAUCGUGGAAGAACGUUAGUCGAACUUCAGACAAAAUCAAGUGGGGAAAUGAACACUGGAGUAGAGGACUUGGAAGAUAGUGACAUUGUUCUCGUACAGCCUUAUCUUCGUCGUCGCAAAUACAAACUGUUCGGCUGUUUUCUUGAAGCUACAAUGAUUGCUUGUAAGGACAUCCCCAUACAGUUCGAAAUCUCCAUAGGUAACUAUGGUAACCGUCUCGACCAAUCAGUGGCUCCCUCGUCUUCAUCUACUCCUGCUACUAAUGCAAUAUUCGAUGGAUGCUAUUACUAUUUUCUUCCGUGGGGAAGGAACAAACCUUGUUGUUCUGUGGAUAGUCAUUGGGAGGACAUUUCUUUUAGAUUGUAUACUAUGAACAUCUUAAAACACAUGGUGGAGAGAUUGGAGGACAAUAUCGCCAGAGUGAAGAUUGGUAUGAAAGAUAACUUGUCGACAGGAGAACUGGCCGCUCUAGUCAUGGAGCUUCUUGAAGACUUGAUCUUAGAUUGCAGGAAGCCACUCCCGGAAGUAAAUAACACAAUACCUAACGUCAACGGGCUAGACAUGAAGAGGUACAACAUGAGAGAAAAAGAAAAGAAAGCGAUCGGAGAAGCUGCGUUAAAACUACGAGAGAGUGCUACUGAUAUUAACGAAGCAUUAUCUGAAAUCGAAGGAUUUCAUCAAAGACUCGAGAGAUUAACUAUAGAGCCACAGAACAGCAUGCCUGAUGUGAUCAUAUGGAUGCUGAGCGGUAGCAAGAGAGUCGCAUACUACAGGGUUCCCGCAAACGAGAUCCUCUACUCUAGCUUUGAUAAAGCAAGUGGAAAGAAUUGUGGAAAAGUACAAAACAUUUUCAUGAAGUAUCCUGGAGAGAAGCAGUUUGAUAUCGAGGACCAUCCAGAAAUCCCUUGUCAGAUAUCUGUCAUCCUUUGGUUGGGGCUGGAGAAGGAUCAGGAAUCCUGGACCAACAGAUCAGACACAGAAGGAGAUUUCUGCGUGUUUGCUGAGACGUAUGAGAACAUGGCGAGGUUUCUUGGCAAAUGGACGACUAAAGGAYUAACAAGACCUGCCUGGUCAGAUGCUGAAGGGACGGUGAAACUUCUAAAGGAAAACUUCGUCCUUCCCCGGGGAUGGCGAUGGGAUGGUGACUGGUUUGUCAAUCCCGAACUAAGUCUUACCUUCGAACCUGACACAGGACACAAGUCAUAUCUUGACGAUGUGUUUGAAUCUGAGUCUCGUUUGCCUGGUGAUACUUGGGGACCUGCUUCAGUGCCGUGGACCGAUAAUUAUGGUAACGCGACUCAUGGYCCAAACGAGAUUGAAUGUCCGGAAGACUGGGAAUGGACCAUGAAAUGGACUGUGGAUUGUAACAGAGCUGUCGAUGAAAAUGGUUGGGAAUACAGCGUCCAACCUGAUGCUGGUUCAUAUAUMCCUGUUGAGAAAACCUACCAUCUAUACAGGCGACGAAGACUCGUUAGGAACAGGAGAAUGAUCCAAUCACAUGCGCCUAGAGAUGAUGAAGAGGAAAUAUCUGACCURCUGGAAGAAGGUGGAUGGGAGUAUGCAACUGCAUUCAAACUGCAGUUCCGCAGCAAAGAGCGCAAGGCGGAUUUAGUACGAAGGAGAAGAUGGCACAGGAGAAUGAUUCAAGAGGAUCCAACUGCUCCUGCUAUUUUCAGGCGCACUGGUAUCGACGCUACUGCAGAGCCUGAAGGAGGAAAAAAGAAAAAAGAAAAAGCAGACAGUACUGAUGUACCGAGGAUGAUGAUUGUGUUUGACAGUCCCCAUAAGUAUCAGCUCCGCGUGUAUCUCUUUCAAGCCAGAGAUCUUUUGCCUGCAGACUCGGAUGGACUUUCAGAUCCAUACGCGCGGGUUGUUUUCCUAAACAAUAGCCAAGUGACGCAUACUAUCCACCGAACGCUCUGUCCCACGUGGGACCAGACUCUUGUGUUUGAGGAUGUCUUAAUCUUUGGAAGCACAGAACUACUACAGUUAAAGCCCCCUGAAAUCGUCAUUGAACUUUUUGACAAAGAUCAAGUGGGCAAAGAUGACUAUUUAGGUCGAUGUGUGGCAGAGCCUACAGUUAAACUUAACGGCCCAACGCCUCCAGCUCCUCGUCUGUUGUGGUAUCCUGUGAUGAAGGGCAAAGAAGAAGGCGGAGAGAUUCUUGCUGCAUUUGAAUUGUUCCUGGACGAAGGAGCAGAUCUUCCUUACUUACCGCCGAUCAACCAAGGCCGUUACAUUGUUCCCAGUGGCAUACGCCCCGUUCUUCAAAGGACAGCCGUUGAGGUGUUGUGUUGGGGUGUGAGGAACAUGAAGAAAUAUCAGUUGGCAAACGUCACGUCUCCAAGCGUCGAGUUUGAAUGUGGUGGUCACGUGAUUCAAUCUGACGCCAUCAAGAAUACUAACAAGAAUCCAAACUUUGAUCAACCGUUGUUCUUCUUUGAUGUGUUUUUACCCAAAGAAGAACUGUACGUUCCACCAAUGAACAUCAAAGUUCGAGACAACAGGUCUUUCGGACGCCAUCCUAUCGUAGGGAUACRCUGCUUGAGGUCCUUACAGCGCUACAGAUUCCAGACUCCUAAGGAUGAAAACAUCUCUGAACAAGAAUCUGAGGAAAUGAUGACUGAUGCUGCGUAUGAGCUUAGUAUCAAAGAAGACACGAAACGGAGUGAACAAGACACUUUCGACUGGUGGUCCAAAUAUUACGCAUCAAUUGGCGCASUGGACAAGGCCGAAGGAUACUUGGAAUCAGGCAAUGAUACGCUAAUCGUAUAUCCAACAGACCUUGAACGAGUUGAGCAUUUUAGACAAUUUCAAGACUUUGUGGAGACGUUUCCUCUCUACAGAGGAAAGAUAAAGUCUGGAGAUAGAGAAGAUUUGACAGACGUGGGAGAAUUUAAGGGAACGUUUCGUGUAUAUCCCUUACCAAGUGACCCAGGUUCUGCUAUGCCACCCAAGAUCCUUCACGGCUUGCCAUCUAGCCAACCAGUGGAAUGCGUCAUACGAUUAUACAUAGUCAAGGGCAUAGAUCUACAACCAAUGGAUCCAAAUGGCUUGGCAGAUCCGUACGUUAAGAUAACACUGGGCAAACAGAAGAUUAGCGAUCAGSAGAACUACAUUCCUAAUACUCUGAAUCCAACGAUAGGAAAAAUGUUUGAACUAACAGCCUUGAUACCCAUCGCUAAAGACCUCAAAAUCUCUUUUUACGACUACGACAUGAUAGGCCAGGAUGACUUGAUUGGAGAGACUACGAUAGACCUUGAGAAUAGAUUCCUGUCUCGUUUCCGUGCGACAUGUGGCUUGCCUCGAUCUUAUUACACGUCCGGAAAGAAUCAAUGGCGAGAUUCUGAGAAGCCCAAACAGAUUUUAGAAAAAUUGUGCGAGGUUGGAAGUUUUCGUCCUCCCAAGUACCUUGGUAACACUAGGCUGAUUUAUAAAGAACGUAUUUAUACCAUUGAAGAAUUCGAGGAAGGUAUGACUAUGAGUCCAGAUCUUGGUCCUCCAGAUGAAAGACUAGCGCUUCAUGUCCUCAAUGGCGAACCAUUGGUUCCUGAGCACGUCGAAACUAGAUCUUUAUACAGCUCUCUACAGCCUAAUAUUGAGCAAGGCAAAGUGCAGCUAUGGAUAGAUAUGUUUCCUGUAGCGCUCGGUCCACCAGGACCUCCUGUUGAUGUUACACCAAGAAUUCCUAUCCAGCAUGAACUUAGGGUCAUUAUUUGGAAUACUAGUGACGUCAUCUUGGAAGAGACGUCAAUCACUGGAGAAUCCAUGAGUGACAUUUACGUCAAAGGAUGGAUUGCAGGUAUCGAUGAUCCUCAAAAGACGGACGUGCAUUUCAGAUCUCUUGAUGGAACUGGCAACUUCAACUGGCGCUUCUUGUUUCCUUUCCUUUAUGUUCCUGCUGAAAAAGUCAUGGUUGUCAGAAAAAAGAGACACAUUUGGAGCAAGGACAUGACAGAGAGCAGAAUGCCUCCUAAAAUUAUCUUCCAAAUCUGGGACAAUGAUAUCUUCAGUCCUGAUGAUUUUCUAGGUCAAUUGGAACUCGUGCUGACAAAUAUGCCAAAGCCUGCCAAAAGUGCUAAAAAGUGUUCUCUGAAACAACUGAACGUCAGCACAGAGAAAGACAAAAAAAAUAAAAAACCCAUAGAGACUGUAUCGCUGUUUGACAUGAAGAGAGUCUAUGGAUGGUGGCCUUGCAUGAUGGAAGAAGACGAGAAGUAUGAGCUAGCGGGUAAGAUCGAGAUGACCCUAGAGAUUAUUACAUCCAAUGAGAUCACGGAAAAACCGGCAGGCAAAGGACGUUCAGACCCAAAUAUGAAUCCAACGCUGGAUCCUCCAAACCGGCCAGCGACGUCCUUUCUUUGGUUUGCGAAUCCUUUGAAAAGCCUCAGAUACAUCCUCUGGCGGCGGUACAAGUGGUAUAUCAUAGGCUUCCUAGUGUUUAUUUUACUGCUAGCAGUCGUGGUGCUGUUCUUUUACUCAAUGCCGGGAUAUACCGUGAAAAAAAUAUUUGGGGUGUGAACAAAAACAACAUGAGCAGAUGGUUGCAGCUAAUUCUAAGAAGAUGGACUCAAAAUUGCUAAAAAGUACGUCAUUAAGAAGAUAAGAUGUUUAUUCUACGUUGGUUAGUAAUCCUGCGUAAUGAGCACAGGUAGACCAGUCAGAAUAUUUGCGCCGCAAUGUCUGGUAUCACGCUAGCUUUCGUAAUGCUAUUCAUUAUUAUUGUGAUUUGAGGAAGGGAAGCAGUUUACGAAUAGUUAAGUUUUUUUACUACAUGCAGACGAAUUAUGCUAUUGCGGCCUGCGAAGGGACCAGAGAGUGUCCGUAUUAUGCAGGUUGAAACUGACUGAUCGACCAAAUGACGGAACUAUCGUAUGACCGACUGACCGACCGACCUAACGAAUGACCGACUGACCGACCGAUCAACCUAUCGAAUGACCGACCGACCAACCUAUCGAAUGACCGACUGACUGACAGACGAACCUAUCGCAUGACUGACUGAUCGACCAACCGACCGGCCCACCGACCGACGGACUUAUAUGCUAGCCCAUACCGUGAUCAAGCAAAAUGAUAAAAGAUAAUUUGAUAAUAUGAGCUAUUAAACAAUAAGAAGUUCAAGCCGAUUAAAAUGAUUAAACGUGAAUAAAAUUUCAAAAGAUAAAUGG